This is a messenger RNA of Phaedon cochleariae (mustard beetle), 2851 nucleotides long. The record is from the annotation of a GenBank genome assembly. NCBI's taxonomy places the organism in Eukaryota, Metazoa, Arthropoda, Insecta, Coleoptera, Chrysomelidae.
GAUGAAAUAAACCUCCUAAACCCAGAUCUAAUCGGAAAUUGAAAUGAUUGGGAAAUCCAUGUGGCAAGGUUUACAAUCAUUAGAAAGUUUAUUAAUCACCUCUAAACAGUCUCUUCUUGUUCGAUACCUCAACAAUUGGCCUAAAAAAAGAUUUUUAGCAUUGAAAAUGGGCUGUUCAACUUCAAAAUUAGAUCUAAUCCAAAAACAAGGACUAAGCACAGCCCCAGCGGCACCUGAAGACUACGUAGAGGAUGUGGUCUGCAAAGUGGAUGAUAUCAAAGACAAUGAACUGAAAACCUUUGACUUGGAUGAAGGAAAAGUCCUGUUGGUGAAGCAGAAUGGGAAGAUCAGUGCCCUGGGUACCAAGUGCACGCAUUAUGGGGCCCCUUUGGUUAGUAGUGCUUUGGGGGACGGAAGGGUGAGAUGCCAGUGGCAUGGGGCUUGUUUCAACAUUGCCACAGGCGAUAUCGAAGAUUUCCCAGGUCAGGACUCACUGCCCUGCUACAAGGUCACUAUCGAUUCGGACAACGUGCGGGUUCGCGCUCUCAGGAGCGAACUCAAGGCCAACAAGCGCGUCAAGGUCAUGGCUAAGCGCGACGCUGGCGCGACGGAUCACGUGGUCGUGGUAGGUGGAGGCCCUUCCGGGGGCACUUGCGUGGAGGUGCUGCGCCAAGAGGGGUUCAAAGGCAAGAUCACGCUGGUGUGCAGGGAGAAUUACUUGCCCUACGAUAGGGUGAAAGUGAGCAAAGCCAUGGACUUCGACAUCAAGAAAGGCCAGUUCAGGGAGGAAGCGUUCUACCAGCAGUACGACAUCGAGGUACUGCGCGGUGUUGAGGCGACCUCUGUCGACACCGAAGUGAAAACUGUGACCUUGAGCACAGGAAAUACUUUGCAUUACGACAAACUGUUCGUCGCGACAGGUUGUCGUCCAAGGAAACUGGAGAUUCCCGGGGCAGAUUUGAAGGAUGUCAUCGUGUUGAGAGAUUACGCCCAUGCUGAAUACACCCUCUCCGUCCUCUCCGAAGACAAAGAACUUGUCGUAGUAGGCGGCAGCUUCAUAGCCAUGGAGGCGGCGAAUUUCUGCAAGGGCAAGGUGAAAAAAGUGACGGUCGUGUUGAGAGGCGAGCUGCCCUUCCAGCCGUUGCUCGGGCCUGAAAUAGGCAAGGCUUUCUUGGAUCUGUUCGAGCAGAAGGGCGUGCAUUUCGUGAAGAAUAACAGUUUGAGUCGGGUGACCGAUGAUGGGAAUGGGAAGGUGGUCGGAGUGGAGUUGUGCGAUGGCACUACCUUGAAGGCUGACCUGGUAAUCAUGGGCGUCGGCAGCACUUACAACACCGAUUUCCUCAAGAACUCCGGCGUCUCGAUGCGUCCCGACGGUACCGUCGAGACGGACGAGCGCUUACGCACGAACGUUCCCGAAGUGUAUGUGGGCGGGGAUAUCGCGUACGCGCCCGUUUGGUCACACGGUGGUAAGAAAUCGGCCAUCGGGCAUUUUCCUUUGGCCCAUUACCAUGGGAAAGUGGCAGCGAUGAAUAUUCUGGGAAAGGAGACGCAGCUGAGAACGGUGCCGUUUUUCUGGACGAUGCUGUUCGGAAAAAGUGUCAGAUAUUGCGGCCACGGCAAAUACGACGAAAUAAUUCUCCAUGGCAGCGUGGAAAACUUCAAAUUCGUCGCCUUUUACUUGGAAAAUGGCGAAGUAGUGGCAACUAGCUCUUGCGGCAUGGACCCGAUAGUGUCCCAGUUUGGGGAACGCUUGGCCCGAGGCGAGAAGCUCCUCAAAGAUCAUCUACAGGGCGAUGCUUUGGCUUGGGCCAAACAGUAGAAGGUCGCUCGGUGCUGGAGCUUUUCGAAAAGGUUUGUUCAAAUCAUUGAGCUAAUAGAUUUGAGCGUCGUUGCCAAUGAAAAUGAUAUUUUGUUUGACAAUUUCGUCCAUUUUUUUGUUUUUUUCCUGGAGGUAUUGUGCAUGUCUAGAUUCAAUCAAAUAUACAUGAUUUAUGUUGAGAAGAUACUCAUUCUCGUAGAUAUCAAUUUUGUAUUCUACAGAUUAUUAUGCAAAGUUCAUUUUUCAUAUGUUUUUGUGUUAAUUUCGGGGAACUCUUGGCCCGAGGCGAGAAACUCCUCAAAGAUCAUCUACAGGGCGAUGCGUUGGCUUGGGCCAAACAGUAGAAGGUCGCUCGGUGCUGGAGCUUUUCGAAAAGGUUUGUUCAAAUCAUGGAGCUAAUAGAUUUGAGCGUUGCCAAUGAAAAUGAUAUUUUGUUUGACAAUUUCGUCCAUUUUUGUGUUUUUUCCUGGAGGUAUUGAGCAUGUCUAGAUACAAUCAAAUAUACAUCAUCUGCCUUAGAUUCUCAUUCGGAUAGAUCAUUAUUAGUAAUACACGAAUUAUUAUGCAAACAAAUGAUUGGUGCUCAAGCUUUUUUUGAGAAGGUAUGUUGAAAUCAUUGAGCAAAUCGAUUCGAGCGUUUCUGUACACCAAUGAAAAUGAUAUUUUAUUUGACAAUUUCGUCCAUUUCUGUAUUUUUUUCCUGGAGGUAUUGUGCAUGUCUAGAUUCAAUCAAAUAUACAUGAUUUAUGUUGAGAAGAUACUCAUUCUGGUAGAUCAUUUUUGUAUUCCACAGAUUGUUAUGCAAAGCUCAUUUUUCAUAUGUUUUUGUGUUAAUUCCUUUCUGUGAUAACCAAAUGCUAUAACACAUUCUUGCGGAUAUUGACAAAAAAGUUCUGAGGUAUAAUAUUGUUUGUUCAUGGGAAAAAAUAUUCAAUAAUUUUAGUAACCCAAUGACCUCUAUUUAAAAACGGAGUUAUUUAUUUUUAGGUAACUAUAUAAACAUAUACCUAGGUGCUGUUAUAUAUUUAUUUU